Mauremys mutica (yellowpond turtle) is the source of this 906-nucleotide messenger RNA. Its product is annotated as claudin-34-like. Gene Ontology annotation, molecular function: structural molecule activity. Gene Ontology annotation, cellular component: bicellular tight junction; plasma membrane. Gene Ontology annotation, biological process: bicellular tight junction assembly; cell adhesion. The coding region runs from base 52 to 906 and encodes 284 amino acids. NCBI's taxonomy places the organism in Eukaryota, Metazoa, Chordata, Testudines, Geoemydidae. The transcript has 2 exons. The record is from RefSeq and is a predicted model, not a curated record.
AGCGCUGGGCAGAGCAGCAGCAGGGUCUGUCACUGUCAGACAGACACAGCCAUGGGCCUGCACUUGUCUGCAUUUGCCCAUGACAGGAUCUGGGCACUUCUUGAAAAUCUCCAGACCAUGACCUCCCUGACCACUAGUAUUCACCUCCAGAUAAUUGGCCUUGCUUUAGGUACGUUAGGCUGGAUCCUGUGCAUCAUCUCAAUGGGACAAAUGCAUUGGAGAGUGUGGCAUACAAGUGAUGCCACCAUCAUCUCCUCUGGCAUCGCUUGGGUAGGAAUCUGGAAAGUUUGUUUUAACAGUCACAGAAAAGUUUCCAGAGAACUUUGGAUAAUGUUCUGUCACAGAUUCUGUUUCAAUGAUGCCUUCAUUCCCCAGGAAAUUUCUGUUGCCCGGGUGCUUGUGUUGGCUGGUAUAGUCCUGGGGGCACUAGGAAAAGCUUUCACUGUCUUUGCUCUGAGGAAUAUUUAUACUGGAAUUCUUCUCAAAAUCCAGACUAUCAGCUUUUUUUCUGUCUUGAAAAUAUUUGUGGGUGUCUGUGUCUUAAUUCCAGUGCCCUGGAAUUGCUAUUCUGUAGCAUACAAUUGCGCUGUCCCAUUUCCUCCUUCUUUCUACAUGCCCUCCAGCUUAGAAGCACAGGAAGCUGGUGCUGCUAUUCCUGUUGGGAUCACGUCUGUCAUCUUGCUGCUGAUGAGUGGGACCUUUUUCCUUUCUUACAAACAUCCUGUGAUGCCGGAUGUUACGGUGCUUUCUGAUAACAGACUUGAGCUGCAUGAGAGAAAGCUGGAGCAUAGCUACAAGAUAAACAUAGUAGCCCAGUGCCUUUGUGUGUUCAAGGAGCACUCUGGAUUUGCAGUGACAUUAAUAUGUUGGUAUUGGAACAUAGGGGCACACCAACAAAGUAUGUGA